AUGAUCGAGACACUGAAAGAAAUGAAGCACGGCAAGAGCGGCAGUUACGAGAGCCUGGCGCUAGAACGAACGGCGAGCCAAAUUCUGCAUCGCAUGGAGGACAAGGACUCGGAAGAUUCCUUGGAAAGCACCCGGACAAGAGUACUCGCGAACGCGCUCGCGAUAUAUGGACCGAAUCGUUGUCUAGACGUGAUAAGUUUCGCCCCGACUUCCUCACGAAAAAUUGGAGCUUGCAUCGUCGAACACAAUCCUUCGAGUAGAUCGUACGUGCAUUGUUGCUCUGCAAAGGAGAACUCGCGUCUCGCUGCCUUGGAGCACUUGCUUGUAAUCACCGAAGAUCUGCUCCAACGACUUAUGGAUGCCGAGGGCAUCACGAGUAGUGGCUGGUUGCCCGCCACGCCACAGUCACACCAUGCAGCAAUGUUCGGAAGUGCAGCUGGUAGCAUAGCGGGUGGAAAUAGUAGCGUAGCAAGCAGUGUCCAGCCAAGUCGUAGAGGCAGUGCUCAACCACAGGACCUCCUCAUCGACUACACGCAAGGUUCACCGCAGCUGGUGCAGCAGUCGCCACAGUUUCCACCACCCCCGAAUUCGGCACCAUCGCAGACUCCUUUCGUCAAUGACUUCAACACGCCUUAUUCACACCACCACAUCCAAAAGCCCAAGCUUCCUAGAGGCAGUAGUGAUACAGCGUUUCAGACGGCUACUAGCCCACCGAAGGCUUUUGUGCAGACAGUCCCGAGGACCAACAGCGAUAUUAUCCAGCAACCUAAGCCGAUGUCUGUUGGGCAGUUCCAGGGGCCUGGAAGAGGCAGGGUGCAAUGGAAUCUGGGCUCUGAAGGGUAG
This is a messenger RNA of Alternaria postmessia, 843 nucleotides long. RefSeq lists its product as uncharacterized. The transcript is spliced from 3 exons. The record is from RefSeq and is a predicted model, not a curated record. The coding region runs from base 1 to 843 and encodes 280 amino acids. NCBI's taxonomy places the organism in Eukaryota, Fungi, Ascomycota, Dothideomycetes, Pleosporales, Pleosporaceae.